AUGGUUUGGUUGAAGAAGGCGGCCAUUGCGGCCGUCUUGUCCUUCGCGGCCAUCGCAGACGCACAAUCCUCCACGCCCGAUGGCAACUGUUAUUCUCUCGAGUCCGUCCAGGGCCCAGUCUCCGUGGAUCCCGACAGAUGGCCCAGCGGUGGCAUGACCAUCGAGAAGUGCCGUGUGUUCUGCGGGCAAGACUACAAGUACUACGCCGUUUCCCAGGGAGUCACUUGCCGUUGUGGCAAUACCCUCGGAGGCAGCAAGGUAGCCGACAGCCAGUGUGACUCGAGUUGUUAUGGAGCUCCCGGUCAGACUUGUGGUGGAAAUGGUGCUCAGAUGGUCUUCGAGAGAGACGCGGAUGAGGCGGACGCGAAUGACUCCAUGAUGAGGAUCAUGGCGGAUGGGGAUCCAGAGGAUCCAGAGGCUAGCACCACCACCACCACGGAAUCCACUACUACUGAGGCUACUACCACCGAGAGCACUUCCACGGACGAGCCCACCACUACAGAGGAGUCUACUACCACCACUGAGAGUACUUCCACGGAGGAGUCCACCACCACCACGGACGAGCCCACAACCACCACUGAGAGUACCUCCACGGAGACUACCACCACGGAGGAGUCCACGACAACAAGUGAGUCUAGUUCCACCUCUUCUGAUGAGCCUACCACCACGGAAACCACUACCACGGAGACCACCACGGAGGAUUCCACGACAACAAGUGAGUCUAUCUCUACUUCUGAUGAGAUUGAGACUACGACCACGGAAACCACUACCACGGAGACCACCACUGCAGAGACUACUACCACAGAAGAAGCGACAACAACGACCGAAUCGACUACUUCCGAGGAGUCUACUACAACAGAUUCCACAAGUACUACAGAAACUGCCAUAAGUGAACCAAACACGACAACUGAGUCGACUUCCUCCGAGGAGCCUACUACAACGGAUUCCACGAGUACCACGGAAACCACAACAAGUGAAGAGACCACGACCACUGAAUCGACUUCUUCUGAAGAAAACUUCUACUUCUACAACAGAGGAACCUACAACGACGCCCGCUUCAUCCACCACGUCGAGCUCAAGCUCAGAGAGCUCGACUUCAACCGCGGAACCCACGUCGACAACAUCGCAAAGCCCGUCCUCAGUUCCACGGAGACUUCUGAGACUUCAACGACAACAUCUAUCACUCCUGAACAGCUUACCACGACUACGAGUUCUACCAGCUCCGAGGAGUCGACCAACCGUCGAGCCGACCACGACCUCGAUAUCAUCUUCGGCGUCAUUGGAAACACCAACCCCCACCCCAAGCACUACCUCCUCACCAGAGCCCUCAUCCAGCCCAAGUUCAUCUGCGGAGGUAACUCCUACCCCUACCCCCUCAUCGAGCCCGUCUCCUUCAUCGACGGAGGUCUCGUCCAGUCCAAGCUCGUCUCAGGAGUCUACUUCAAGCCCAACUCCAAGCCCGACUUCCUCGCCGACGCCUUCGCCAAGCCCUUCACCCUCCUCGUCUCCGGACACGAGUACGUCUCAGGAGCCGAGCUCAUCUCCAUCACCGUCACCGGAGUCUUCACCAACGCCGACUCCUACCCCUCCGUCUCCUUCUCCAAGCCCGUCCCCUUCACCUUCACCAGAGCCAUCUCCAACUCCUUCCCCAAGCCCCUCAUCUUCUCCAGAGCCUUCUCCCAGUCCAUCCCCGGAACCAUCGCCAAGUCCAUCACCUUCACCAGAGCCGUCUCCAAGCCCUUCGCCGAGCCCUUCGCCGAGCCCCUCACCGAGUCCCUCACCCUCACCGGAGCCUUCUCCAAGCCCGUCGCCGAGUCCCUCACCCUCACCGGAGCCUUCUCCAAGCCCUUCGCCGACUCCAUCACCUUCACCAGAGCCUACUCCAAGCCCUUCACCGAGUCCCUCGCCAAGUCCAUCACCCUCGCCAAGUCCAUCACCCUCACCAAGUCCAUCACCCUCACCAGAGCCUUCUCCAAGCCCUUCACCGAGUCCCUCGCCAAGUCCAUCCGCGGAGCCUUCUCCAAGCCCUUCACCAAGUCCCUCGCCAAACCCAUCCCCGGAGCCGUCUCCAAGCCCGUCGCCGAGUCCCUCGCCCUCACCAGAGCCUUCGCCAAGUCCCUCGCCAAGCCCAUCCCCGGAGCCUUCUCCCAGCCCAUCACCGAGUCCAUCACCCUCACCAGAGCCUUCUCCAAGCCCGUCGCCAAAUCCCUCGCCGAGUCCCUCACCCCCACCGGAGCCUUCUCCGACCCCUCUGCCCGAGUCAUUCCAAAGUCCUACACCAGCGCCAUCAUCAUCGCUCAGCACACCUCCUACUUCGGGUGCUCCGCCGCCCUCAUCAUCACCUCUUAG
Molecule: messenger RNA, 2349 nt
Organism: Colletotrichum karsti
Lineage: Eukaryota; Fungi; Ascomycota; Sordariomycetes; Glomerellales; Glomerellaceae
Product: wsc domain-containing protein 1-like protein
Exons: 6
Coding region: 1-2349 (782 amino acids)
Cellular component (GO): extracellular matrix
Source: RefSeq, a predicted model, not a curated record